ACUGAAUGCAGCAUUUUGGGUGGGAAACCUUCAGUCGGAGCUAGGAUUGUCUCAGCAGCAGCUGGUUUUGCACAUGUAAGCAGAGAUAACAAAGAUUCCAUGAGCUGAAUAUUCAGCCUUGCGGCAGAAUCCGCAGUGCCUCAGCGGCACCGGAGCUGGAGGAGCCUCUGCAGCCUGCGGGGUCGGACAUCCCGAUAAGGGGGACCCCGGGAGCCUGGAACGUGGAGCCCGGAUAAGGGGGACCCUCUGCAGGAGAUGUUGGGACCAUGGACAAGAGAGACCCAUGGGUACCCCGGGGCCCUGAAACGGGGACCCUGCACAGCUGGUACCCCUGGAGCCCCUCUGACACCCACCUGGGAGCCCAGGGAAGGGAACCUCUGGGAUUGCCAGGAGCCCCUGCAGCCCAGAGAGAGGGGACACCAAUACACACUGGAGCUGCAGAAGGCCAGGCAGGAGGGACCCCUGAACCCCAAAGUGGAGAGACCAGAGCGGGGAACUCCUGGGUGAAUGGUUGUUUGGUGAAUCCUGGUGGUUUGGGUUUUUAUGAGGGUGGCUGAACCUUGCUGGUCUGGAGGUUUUUAUGGACACCAGACACCUGGUGACUUCUGGAGAUGGAAUUGGGCAGGAGGAACACCCAAGCCAACACACUCACACCUUGUUUAUUCCCCAGAAAAGGAAUUUCAGUUCCCAAAGUUUGACCAGAUGGAGGAGGAGACCAUGAGGAAGAUGAAGAUGCCCUGGCAGCCCCAGGCAGGAGCUGAGGAUGGAGAGCAGGGAGGACAAAUCCCCACAGCAGAACCUCAUGGAAGAGGCUGUUUUGAGCAACUCCACAGCGCAGGAAUCCAAUGGGGAGGAAAAGUCUUGGAGAACCCGCAUGAGGAGGGGCUGCAAACACAGAUCUCGGGGAUCUGAGGAGGAAAGUUCCACCCAGGGCCAGGAAGGCGGCCAGAGCUCAGAGCUGGGGGUCCAUGAGCAGCUUCAGGUUGGGGAGAAGCCCCACAAGUGCUCGGAAUGUGGGAAGAGCUUCAGCAAGAGAUCCUACCUGGUCCGCCAUUGGAGAAUCCACACAGAGGUUCAGCCAUAUGAGUGUCCCGAGUGUGGGAAGAGCUUCAGGAGGAGCUGCUACCUGCCUGUCCACCUGCGGAUCCACACUGGAGAGAGACCCUACAAGUGUGAUAAAUGCAGGAGUAGGUUUCAGACCAGUUCUCAUCUCCGCCAGCACCAGCGCAUUCACUCAGAUGAGAGACCCUUCCGCUGCCCUGACUGCAGGAAGGGCUUCAAUGACAAUUCCACCCUCGUCAGGCACCGCCGCAUCCACAGCGGAGAGGGGCCUGGGGCGAGGCCGUACGUGUGUGAUCAAUGCUCGAAGGCAUUUAAGACCAGCUCCCAUCUCCUGCUUCACCUGCGCACUCACACAGACGAGAGGCCCUUCCGCUGCCCCGACUGCGGGAAGGGCUUCCAGCGCAACACCCACCUUACCAGCCACCGGCACAUCCACACCGGGGAGACGCCCUAUGAGUGUCCCGAGUGUGGGAAGAGAUUCCGGCAAAGCUCAGCCGUGACCCACCAUCAACGGAGGCACCACUAAGGGCAGCCCUGUGAGUGCCCUGAGUGCAGGAAGAGCUUCCUGCGCUGCUCCAGCUCCAUCCCCUAUGGGAGGUCCACCCUGGAUGAUCCCCAGUGACCCCCAGUGAUCUGUGGUGCCAGUGAUCCCUGUUGGGAAGACACCUGGCUGGGGGGCUCCACAUCCUCCUGGCUGCCUGUGGGUACCUGCACACAUCCAUGGACCAACAUCCAAAAUCCAUUUUGUAGAGCUGAUUUGUCCACUCCUGACCCCAGAAAAAAAUCACUUUUUGCCUCUUCUGGUGGCCUUAACAACACUGGAUAGCCUUGGAAGUCUUCUCCAACAUAAAUCCAUCGUUUUAAUUCUCUCUGGCCCACAGAUAUCUUCCACAGCCCAAUUUGGAGGGACUGGGGCAAA
Molecule: messenger RNA, 1981 nt
Organism: Melozone crissalis (California towhee)
Lineage: Eukaryota; Metazoa; Chordata; Aves; Passeriformes; Passerellidae
Product: zinc finger protein 239-like
Exons: 2
Coding region: 764-1588 (274 amino acids)
Source: RefSeq, a predicted model, not a curated record